Molecule: messenger RNA, 1507 nt
Organism: Nicotiana attenuata
Lineage: Eukaryota; Viridiplantae; Streptophyta; Magnoliopsida; Solanales; Solanaceae
Product: probable sugar phosphate/phosphate translocator At2g25520
Exons: 1
Coding region: 138-1193 (351 amino acids)
Cellular component (GO): endosome; Golgi apparatus; trans-Golgi network
Molecular function (GO): antiporter activity
Source: RefSeq, a predicted model, not a curated record
AUAAGACCUCUUCUUCCCCUAUUCUUCACUUUCCCCUCUUUGUCAAACACACUGCAAAACUCCAAAACCAAAACUCUCCCAAAUACCCACCACCCUUUCUCCUCCCCCUCUCCACCACCACCACCGCCACCGCAAAAAUGGGGAAAGGCGCCGCCUUGUCAAACGGAUUAUUGAAAAAGAUCGUUCUUUCCUACACCUAUGUAGCAAUCUGGAUCUUCCUUUCCUUCACUGUCAUUGUGUACAACAAAUACAUUCUUGACCGUAAGCUCUACGGCUGGCCAUUUCCCAUUUCUCUAACAAUGAUCCACAUGACCUUUUGCUCUUCCUUAGCUUUCCUUCUCGUGCGUGUCUUCAAAGUUGUUGAACCUGUUUCCUUAUCUCGUAAUGUUUAUCUCACUUGCAUACUUCCUAUUGGUGCACUUUACUCUGUUUCCCUUUGGCUUUCAAACUCUGCUUAUAUUUACCUCUCUGUUUCCUUUAUUCAAAUGUUGAAAGCCCUUAUGCCUGUUGCUGUUUAUACUAUCGGGAUCUUGUUCAAAAAAGACACUUUCAAGAAUUCUACUAUGGGUAACAUGAUGGCUAUUUCUGUCGGUGUUGCUAUUGCUGCUUAUGGUGAAGCAAAGUAUGAUUCUUGGGGUGUUUUACUUCAGUUGCUUGCUGUUUUGUUUGAAGCAACUAGGCUUGUUAUGAUCCAGAUCUUGUUGACUUCAAAGGGUAUUAGUUUAAAUCCAAUUACUUCUUUGUACUAUGUUGCUCCUAGCUGUUUGGUUUUCUUGUCAAUCCCUUGGAUCUUUGUUGAGCUUCCAGUUUUGAGAGAGAGCUCGAGUUUUCAGUUUGAUUUUGCUAUUUUUGGGACUAAUUCACUGUGUGCGUUCGCUUUGAACUUGGCUGUGUUUCUUUUGGUUGGAAAGACUUCAGCUUUGACUAUGAAUGUUGCUGGGGUUGUUAAAGAUUGGCUACUUAUUGCAUUUUCUUGGUCGGUGAUUAAGGAUACUGUGACUCCAGUGAAUUUGAUUGGUUAUGGAUUGGCAUUCUUAGGAGUUGCAUACUAUAAUCAUCAGAAGUUACAGGCAUUGAAGGCAAAAGAGGCACAGAAGAAAACUCAGCAAGCAGAUGAAGAAGCUGGGAGAUUGUUGACUGAGAGAGAAUCUAAUGGAUCAGCUGAUGGAAAGAAGGGUGAUUCACAGGCUUAAGUUGAAUCUAAUUGACAAAAGGGUAUCAAAAUAAACCUUAUGAAAUUGGCUGGAAAGUAUAAGAUUUGGGGUUUUUCCUCAAGUUGACUUGUGCUUUUGGUAUGGAUUUGGGGUUUUGAGUAUGUAGGUUGGAUGAUCUGUUACUGUUCUUUGAUAGAUCAGUUUCAUUUCAUAUGUAGGCUUAUUUGGGAUAUCCACAUUUCUUUGUUUACACUGCAGAUUCAAUUCUUGUAUCUUAUUAGUUGAGUUAAGAUCUGAGAUACCCUUAUAGCUGUUUUGAUAUUAUGAGUACUAUUUUUACUUUUUCUUCCUCU